UAACGUUAUUUCCAAGGAUGAUCUCUGACGCACCACUUCGGAACAUCCAGUCUGGGAAACCUAGUGUCUCUGUGAAAUGUCUCCAGGUUUCUGAAGAUUGUUCAGGACAAUUCUGUUAACAUCUUAAGGAAUUCAGAUUAUCUUUGACUUGAUAAUAUCAAUACAAAUUAACCUAAUAUAAUAAUAAGUGAUUAUUUACAUUGACGUUGAUCGAAAUCUGCAUCACUCAGACGUUUAACUAGCAUAUCGUCUACUGCUUGUGAAUAAAACGCUUCAUCAGAUUGAAUUGGAGCGAACGCAUUCUGACAUAUCGUAUGUGUAAUUAUAUAAAAACAAACCUUGGAAACUGGACUGUGUCGAUGUGAUGAUAUUGUCAUUAUAAACAGGAGCAAAGUGCUGUUUGCUCUAUUUUAUACGAUAGCAUCUAGGACACUUUUGUUUGCUUUUCGCUAUGUCGGUUAAUAUGUGUUAGGGACGGUCAUUAAUGGAAAAGAGAAUGACUCGUGUGGCACAAUAAAUUACAUCAAGCAGUAUGUAUGCAUAUUCCUUUUGGAAGUUUGUGUCUGUGUGAUCGUUAUCCAGAUCUAAAGACAAACCACUUUAUCACGGGAAAAUAUAUCUCUGAAGAGAUCUACGCAAUCAGAACUGAUUCUUUUAUGAAUCGCAAGUCACACUUCUGUGUUUCAAGCUUUUAUUUUGAAAUAUGACAAAUGCGAAAUGUUAUGUAUUUAGGGCUGUCGACAUAGGAGGUGAAAACGUUUCUCAAAUCUGAAAGGACUAAAACAAAAACCUAUAUUCUCGACGGAGAAUUAAUUUUACAUUAACAAUCUUAAGUGUCACUAGCGAAGAUUAGAAUCAAUUUGUUGACAUCCGAAUCGUCACCAUGCAACUAAUAACUUGCCAACAACGGUUCUCGGCGGCCAAUGCCUAUUGCGAGUACACCACGAUGAGAGCGAACCAAACAGUGAUGGGGAAAGAGCUGUUUACCUUUGCCAAAGGCUACGCGUCCUUUCACGGCUACGUCAGCAUAUGUGUCUGUGUAUUUGGAAUCGUUACAAAUUUCUUCAACAUAUCGGUCUUGACACGAAAGCACAUGCGCACACCGGUAAACCAGAUCUUAACAUGGUUAGCGGUUUCUGAUAUAAGCACGAUGAUAUCCUAUGUGCCGUUUGCUUUCCAUUUUUAUUGUAUUCAUCCUUCGGGGAGUAAAUCAGCAUCAAAGAAUAGCAAAGCUUGGAUGACGUUUAUGAUAUUCCAUAUAAAUUUAACGGCUACCACUCAUACUGUAUCAAUAUGGAUGUGUGUGUUAUUGGCUAUAGUAAGGUUCCUUCAUAUAAGAUCCCCUACCAAAGCCAAUGCAGCAAGGUUAAAGAGGAUUAACCAAUCAAAUGUUAUGAUUUUGAUUGCUUACAUUGCUAGUGCUGUCAUUCUAAUACCUAAUUACAUGAGCAACGAACUUCUUCAGGAUACUUUGCCAGAGGAAAACGAAACGAUAUAUGUUCUUCGAGAUUUAAAACUGGGUAAAAAUGAUACCGAAAUUCUGGUUCUUGUGAACGUUUGGAUGUAUGCCUUCACAGCAAAGCUUAUCCCUUGUCUACUUAUGUCUAUUUUUGGAUCUCUGCUUAUAUACAACAUUCAUGUAAAACUUAAACAACGAAGAAAGGUUCUUCAAAUAUCUGGUGCCAGUUCUCUACGUCUUUCUGAACAUUCCAGAACCACCAAGAUGUUGGUGGCAGUUAUUGUUUUGUUCCUUGUCACAGAGCUUCCUCAGGGAGUUCUAAUAGUUUGUAGCGCAUGCGUCGAAAAUUUCUUUGACACUGUUUAUAUUCCCUUGGGUGACGUCAUGGACAUUGUUGCUCUUGUAAAUAACGCAGUUAAUUUCAUAUUGUAUUGUUCAAUGAGUACCAAGUUCCGAGAAACGUUUGUUCAUCUUUACUGUUGUUCGUGUCAUUUGGUGCGAAAACCGCGGGAGAACGGCUACACUCUCACCGACAGGAUGGCCAAAUUAGAUUCGCAUAGCAGUAAUAAUAACGACCAUAUUCAUCAUCACCACCAUCACCACAAUAACGCAUAACACACACGCACCUAGUACCUGAACAACUCAACAUUGGACUUUGUGGUGGAGUGUGACUACGUAACAUUGUCUUUGUUAAGGCAAUUCUUUUCAAGUCAAGGAGAAUAAUUCAAUUAAACACCUAUAUGAUCCAGCAUUCAACCUUCAGGUGACCUCUUACUGAUAAUACAAUAUAAACAUUCCUGAAAGCAGACAAGAUGCUGGAUAACGUCUGAACAUUCCCCGAACCCUCCAUUGAGACCUAUUGUUCUAUUGUACAUACAAAGCUUUGAUCUUUUAAUGGUUGUGAUGUUUAAAUAGACUGAAGCCGAGCCAUUGUUUGUAAUUAAAUUUCAAUGUAUCUAUUUCAUUGAUAUUAUAUCCAUUU
This is a messenger RNA of Pecten maximus, 2441 nucleotides long. Its product is annotated as sex peptide receptor-like. The coding region runs from base 884 to 2074 and encodes 396 amino acids. The record is from RefSeq and is a predicted model, not a curated record. Gene Ontology annotation, molecular function: G protein-coupled peptide receptor activity. Gene Ontology annotation, biological process: G protein-coupled receptor signaling pathway. Lineage: Eukaryota; Metazoa; Mollusca; Bivalvia; Pectinida; Pectinidae. The transcript is spliced from 2 exons. Gene Ontology annotation, cellular component: membrane.